AUGCAUUUCCUUCUCAUGGCAAGCAUCAAUGGGUUUAACUCUCAUGAGCAGCACCCCGACAAAGAGGAAGGCAGUGUCGCCUACUGGAUCUUCCUCCCAUCAAAGCCGCCACCUACCGACCUCCCGUCUUCCGCCCCUGGAUCAUCAGCGGCUGCGGGCGCAUCGUCGCCAUCUGGACCUAGACCGACCCAGGAGGCAGGCGACGCCCUCACUGGUGGCCAUUGGCUUCAACAAGAACCACCAGCGGCACGUGAAGACGACGACGACGGAAAUUCGGCUUGCGGCAGCGAUGCUGAAAGUUCGACUGCCUCCAUCACCUCGAGCAUUCUCAACUACCGUACCAUCAACGGCAGAACCUACCAUAGCGACAGUGUAACGGAUGGAGAAUAUUGGGGUCCCAACGACAAAAAGCACCUCGACGCUUUGGAGAUCUACCAUGAGGCCAUCGAGUUGAUGCUCGAUCACAAACUGCAUAUGGCACCCAUCAAAGACAACAUUGAGCGGGCGAUCGAUAUCGGUACGGGCUUGGGCAUUUGGGCUAUCGACUUUGCCGACAAGUAUCCCACGUGCGAAGUUACCGGCACUGAUAUUACGCCCGUGCAACCUAGCUGGAUUCCCCCCAACGUCCGAUUCGAGAUUGAUGAUGCGACGAAGGAGUGGACCUAUAAGCCCAACCAUUUCGAUUUCAUCCACGUGAGGUUCAUGAUUGGCGCUAUUGCGGACUGGCCUGCCUUUUAUCAGGAGGCGUACAGAGUCUGCAAACCAGGCGGUUGGAUCGAACAUAUCGACCAUUCCCCCGUUGUGUCAUCCGACGACGGAAGUGUCAAACCUGGGUCUGCCUUGGAUACGUAUGGCAAGGUGAUCGCCCAGGCGGGACAGAAAAUGGGAAGAUCAACGACUCUUGCGCAGGAGACCACGAUGGAGGAAGGAAUGAAGGCGGCUGGAUUUGUGAACGUCCAGGUGAAAGAGUUCAAGAUGCCGGUAACGGCGUGGUCAAAAGACCAGAGGGAGAAGGAGAUCGGCAUGUAUGUCCAGACUGCUGCAGGAGCAGAUAUCGUAGGAGUCGUCCAGUACUUGUACGGAAAUAUCAUGGGCUGGACGCAAGACGAGAUCGAGGCGUUUGCGACUCAUUUGGCCAGGGAGCUGAGGGACUUCAGUCUCCAUCCGUACUACCAUUGGAAGUAUGUGUGGGCGCAGAAGCCGGAGGACGCCGAGUAG
This is a messenger RNA of Sordaria macrospora k-hell, 1218 nucleotides long. RefSeq lists its product as uncharacterized. NCBI's taxonomy places the organism in Eukaryota, Fungi, Ascomycota, Sordariomycetes, Sordariales, Sordariaceae. Gene Ontology annotation, molecular function: methyltransferase activity. The record is from RefSeq and is a predicted model, not a curated record.